ACCUGACCAGUGACUGGGGCCGACACUGUAGGCCUAGCUAGUGUAUUACUACUAUAUAUAUCCACAGCAGUGUGUGUAAGACUCUACACCAAUGAUAGCGGCCCUGCAGUAGUAAAGGGCCAGUAUUACUACAGAGCAACUGGCUCAUUCAUACAGUUGAUGUCUGUCAUACUGCUAUAGGUAGAUACCCCAGAGGAUAGCUUACCGGUGCCUAUACCCACCAGGGCUGUACAACAGGCAACAAGUGUUUUGUAUUACAGCAUAUAUACUGGACUAUUACUGGACUACAGGACUAUUACAGGACACCAGGCUUUACAGCAUACAGAGCUACUACAAUACUAAAGUGCAAACAUUCUCGAAGAUUUUUUUAAAGAUUUAAAAAAAAAAAAAAGGAUUUACCAAAAAACAUAUUUUCUGUAAUAUCAUGAUAAUAUCAUGAUAAUGAUGGUGUGUAGAAUUUUACCUUACUGACCACAGCAACUUCACACAUAAGUGUUUCUACAAUUGUUUUUUAUGAUUAUUUAUCGGAACAGUGUUUAAAUAAGAUUUCAUUUUUAUCUGGAUUUUCUAUAGAACCCUAUAAUGAAUUGUGUUCUGGGAUGUAAGAAAGUGACUGUAUCAGUUUAUUGUACACCUGUGAGCCGUAAUCUUCUAAGUUUUCUACAGAAACCCUGGAAUUUGUCUCUACAACUUGCAGAUCUAUAGUAAAAGGUGUGGAAAUACUUAGGAGGGAUGAUGGAGUGUCAAUCGAGAGUAAACCCAGGGUUUUGUGGACGGCGUUACAUCCUCGCGUGGUCAGCGUUAUUUCUUAGUCUUGCGGCCACGGUCCAGCCACAGCAGUCAUGGAGAAAAGAUUCAGCCUGUGCAGACAGUUCGUUUGGAUAUAUUUUCGGCCAUGAUGACAUGGCAACGUGUCGUGGACAGUGGCAGGGCCAUAUUAGGAACAGUAGUCAGUUGUGUGCCCCAGGGUGGGGCGUGUGUUCAUGGCAGGAUGCUGGACGUUUACGAGCCAUACGUUGGGAGGAGGCAGUUUCAGUACAUGGGUGUUUUGCCUAUAAUGCUGCGAACGAUGGCGGAAGAUGUCGUGAAUGUGGCAAAGACAUGGAAAGGGAUGAUCUGGCAGGGAUUGGAAUUGGAUGUCCUCACCAAAACUUUGGUCAGACGUCCUGUAUCUCCGGCGGUCGGAUUGAUGCGAGUUGUUGCGUCGACGCCCACUUCAAAACGGCGUGCCACUAUCGCCCAACCAUGUCGGGUGUACUGUGCUGUCGCAAGCCAAGUGAGUUUAAAGCAGUGGAGAAGCCAAGAAUCCUUGUUCGGCCACGGCCAAUGAUGCAAGUGAGCACAGGUCAGAUCUUCUUGCUGACCUGUCAGGCACAUGGAACCCCACCCCCUCGUACCCAAUGGUACAAGGAUGGAACACAGAUCACUAAGGCCAGCAAGCGCAUCCAGAUUCUCUCCUCAGGUGACCUUUUGGUAACCAUGGCGAGAAGGUCAGACUCUGGUCUCUACAGUUGUGAGGUCAUCAACAGUGAGGGAGUGGAUAUGGCCAGCUCUAUAGUGGUCAUCAGAGAGCACCUGUCAGGCUGUCGGGAUGGUUCCACAGAAGGAUUAGGGACUCACGAGUACGUUCACGCGUGUGCUGGAAAGUGGGCAGGACAUGUAAGGAAAGGGCGGAGCUUAUGCAGGAAGGGGUGGAAGGUGUGUAGUCCGUCAGACACAGAAACUCUCCGCGACCUGUCCUGGAUGGAUGUGUUCGAUGUAGAUGGUUGCUAUGCUUACAAUGCAGCUAGUCGUCAGGGCACCUGUCGAAGAUGUAAAAAGGGAAAUAUGGCAGGAUUCGGGAGAAAAUGUGGGAAACUACGAUAUACGAAACAGUCAUGCUUAUCUCAAGGUCGAAUAGAUGUGUUCAAAGUGAAAGACAAGACUAAGGGUUGUUCCUAUAGAGAAGGUGUCACCUCCGGGGUGUUAUGUUGUAAAAAGUCGGCCAUCAAAACACCAGCAGAGAAGCCACCAGCAUCCCGAAAUUGUACCCCACCAUGUGUCAACGGUGGUAAAUGUGUUGGUCACAACACGUGUCAGUGCCCACAGGGAUAUAAAGGCGCCAUGUGUCAGAAUCCUGUGUGCAGUAAGAGUUGUGGGGCACGUGCAGUGUGCGUCAAGCCAGGGAAGUGUCAAUGUAUGCCAGGGUUCACAGGCAAGGGAUGUCGACGAAAGCUUAAACACGUCUGUAAAACUCCCUGUCUAAACGGGGGACGCUGUCGUAGGGGAAAGUGCAAAUGUGGGCCAACACACCACGGAAAAUCAUGUGAACAUUUACUGGAAAGUUUGAAAUUAUCACAUCUUAACCGAACAGAGCGGUGAGAUCUGCAGAUGUUAAAUAGCAUGUGACUGUUUGUGAUAAAUCGCUCAAACUGCUGCCAAGGGAGACAACCCAUCAGCGUGAUUUACAUGUCUAUACUUGUGUCUAUUCCGGAUACUCUGUCGCUGAUUCCGUACACCGUGGGGACUGUUGUUAGGAAUGUGUGAAACAGACAGUCUGGUUGUAUCAUGACAUUGUAGAUAUGUCAUAGAUACAUAUCAUGAUGACAUAAAUGCCAUGGUUACAAGUCGAUAUGACAAUGACUUUGUGGUUAUUGAUAUGACGUUGAUUGGUGUCAUGGUUACCCAUGUUAUGACAAAGAUGUCAUAGAUAUUCAUCAGCAUGACAAAGAUGUCAUAAAUUCAUAGAUCUUAAAUGAAAAUGUGAUGAGAUGUGUUCCACUGUUUACGGGAAGAAACAACUGAAUUCUUUAAAACACAUUAUUAACAAAGACAAUUAAAUGUGAAAAACAGCUAUUUUUCUAUUAAUGUGAAGAAAGUCAGAGUGGUGAAUAAAGAGUUCAUUUUCUGUUGAACCGGAAGAAAAUUGACAUAAUUGCUAACAUGUGUGAUCUCCAUCCAUCAAAGAAAUCCAGGAAGUUGCAGUCCAUGACAUAAACAGACAAUACAAUAGGAACUAUGGAAACCUACAGAGACCUUGAUUGUGGACAAGUAUGGAGGCCUGUGGUGGCCAUAGAAUUCUGUGAUUAGAAUUCAAAUGAGCUAUCAGGCUUAGAGACGACAUUGAUCUCUGUUAAAGUAUGGUACCUCCUACAUGUCAUGGUGAAUUGUUUGGUAUGGAGAGCAAUACAGGCCAUGGACAAUGAUGGUACGUGUCUGUGUGACUGUACCUGGCUGUUAUAGUGUUCAUUAGAGACAAUGUGAAGGGCUGUGUGUAAAUAUAGCAGUGUUCUUAGUCUGUAAAAAGCUUGUAAAUAACCUUUUAUUUAUACAUCCACAUCUACAAACAAGUCCCAUAACUCUUGUCAGUUCAGGGGGAGAUAACUUUAUGAACUUUGAUAUAAAUUUUGUUUCUGAAUAUAGAAUUGUUUCUAUUUUAUAUAUAUGUACAAUAGAACCUGAAAAGUGUAAACUCCAGAUUUAAAAAACAAACAUUUUAGAUGUUCAUGCAUAGAAAACAAUGUUCUCAGCAUCCUGGUCUCUUUGAUAAAAAGUGUCAUUCGGGAUUAUGUUAGGGAACAGAAGUGUGGAGAAUGAGGUUCAUCGUAAAUUAAUAUAUCAAAACUUAUGUAUAAGUUUUAAUUGUUGUAUGUGUAUUGUCUGUGAACAACCAUCACGAUAAUUGUGUAUAUAUACAAUGAUAUAGAUAUUUAUGGUGUAUAUAUACUGCGUCUGGUUGUGAGGUAAUGAUUGUAGCAGACAGGUCCAAAUCAAUAACAUGUGUUUGAUUGCGAGUCUUACGGGUGACACGUUAGGAAACAAAUGUAAUACAUGUAUGAGAGCAAUUAGAAUGUUUGUAAUUUUACAUAUGAUAUCUGGAGAUAAUUGCAAUCAUUUUAAGGAAAUAGAAUUUCAUGGUUUUCCAAUCCCAAUUAUUUAUAAUUUUAAAAGGAAAAUAUUUUUGUAUCAAAAUAACUUGAAAAAAUGUCAUUCUUUCUACAAUUGAAGUAAGGGCAAAUUUGAGAAAUAGUAAUACAACUGUUUUUUAUAAAUCUUAAUUGCUUGUACAAAUUUUGCUGUAGGUACCCUCAAUAAUGGAAAAAAUUGAAAGUGGAUAGAAAAUCUGAAGAAUGAAUGUCUAAAAAUUGUAGGUGUUUUGACUGUACAAUUCGUAUUCCAUACUCAUAAAAUAAACAUGCAUGUUAAAAAAAGGACAUAUUGAGAAACUGUUUCACCUGAUUUUUUUUGUAUAUUUUGAAAUUCCUCCUCUAAGUUAUGAAGUUUUGAUUUUAUAUUUUGAAAUUUUUAUACAUGUAGUAUAAAUUUUGAGAUUUUCAAUGUAUGCAAUGUUUAUAGAAAUUUUCAUUUUAUACUUUGAAAUUUACAUCGCAUAUUUCGAAAUUUUUGAUUUUUAUUUUGAAAUUUUCACUUGAUAUUUUGAAAUUUUUAUUGUAUAUUUUGAAAGUUAUGAGUAAUGUGAACCAUGACCGAGCUUAUAAUGUCCAUUAAACCUAUCCAUGCAUUCUUCAUUUCUUUUUGUGAUAAGAAUCUCAUUUGACAUAACUGAAAAUUCGUAAUCUAACAUGAACAACACUUUUUUAUAAACGAUGAACAAAGGGAGAAAUAGUAAAUGAUAGAACUGAACUUCAUAUUUAAAAGAAUUUUGGCAAGGGUUGUCUAAAAUUGGAAAAUCUUCAUUUUAAUAAUAUCACCAUUCAGGACUUUUUAGUUUGGAUAAGUACAUCGAUGAAAAUCUACCUCAUGUAAUAUACAAAGGUUUUUGUAUAUUUUUUAGAAUUUUCGCAAUGUUUACUGUGUGAGUAAGGGUUACGUGGGAAUGAUGAUGAUGCAUUCAUGAUCACGUAAUCAUCAAGUCUUAAACAUGUUACAAAGUUCUGAGCUGAAAAUUGUUCCUUAUCUUGUAUCAAUGUAUGCUUCAAACUGCCAGUAAUAUCAUUUCAAAUCACACCCACACAUUCAGUUUCCAUGGUAACCUUGCAUCAUUUUGCCAUUCUGAUUUAUUAGAAAAUAUGCUUUUUGCUAAAUAUGUACUAAUGUUUAUAAAUCUCUACAAAAUAAUAGGACAGUCAAGUAGUUAAUAAAGCCACAAAAGAAAAAAAAUGAUAAGUUAAUUUGAAAAGAAUAUUUUCUGUUUAUACUAAAUGAUAACAACAUUGUCACCAGGGUCAGGUAAAGGUCAUGUCAAGGACAUAUGUGCUAUAAAGGUCACAUAUGUUUUACUAUGACGCAAAAAGACUAUUUUGUUUUAAAAGUUAAAAGUCUUCAAAUCGUUGUUAUUGUUAGAAAAUGGGUGAGGAAUAAAGUCAAGGGAAGAGUAGAUGUCUGGUGACACAAGGUCAAGAAUUAAGUCACUUUUUUAGGAGGGGUAGAUAUGUUUUUAAUGAGGGCUUAGGAAUGAAGUGACACUUUAAUUUGUGCUGGAGUAGAUAUUGUUAGAUAUUGUUGGGGGCUGAAGUCACACUUUGGGUGAGGGUAUAGAUAUUGUUGGGGGCUGAAGUCACACUUGAGGGAGGGUCACUAAGAUACUGUUUUACUCAAGGUUAGGGAUAUAGUCACACUUUGUGGGUAGAUACUGUUUUGAGGUGAUGGAUGAAGUCACACUUUGGGGAAGGGUAGAUAUUGUAUGGACUCAAGGUUAGGGAUAUUGUCACACUUUAGGGAAGGGUAGAUAUUGUAUGGACUCAAGGUUAGGGAUAUAGUCACACUUUGGGGAAGGGUAGAUAUUGUUUUGAGGUAAGGGUGAAGUCACACUUUAGGGAAGAGUUGAUAUUGUUUUGACACAAGGUUAGGGAUAAAGUCAUAUUUUGAGGGAAGGGUUGGUAUUGUUUUGAGGGAAGGGUGAAGUCACACUUUAGGGAAGGGUAGAUAUUGUAUGGACUCAAGGUUAGGGACAUAGUCACACUUUGGGGAAGGGUAGAUAUUGUUCUGAGGUAAGGGUGAAGUCACACUUUAGGGAAGGGUUGAUAUUGUUUUUGUUUAAGUUGAUUGAGCACCACUUUGUUGAUGCCACAUUGUCACAUGUUAAGUUUCCUUUCCUUGUUGUUAUAUUUUGUAAAUGUCAUCGUUAUUAACCAAAUCUGAUCUGUUAUCAUCACAACAUUAUUGAAUAUCAUUUAUCAUCAGUACAACAUGUUAUCUGUUAUCAGUGAUAACAUUUUUUAAUAUUAUGUUACCAUUGAUACCAUAUUAAAACCACCUGUUAUCAGUAAUAACAUUAUAAAUGGUAUGUGUUGUCAAUGAUAUCAGAUUCAAUAUCAUCUGUUAUCAUUGAUAACAUUUUAACAUCACCUGUUAUCAGAAUGAUACCAUAUUAAAAGUGCAAGUGCAAACAAAUGCCAGUGAUAUCAAAUAAUAAAGAAAAUGUGUAAAAAAGAUGA
Messenger RNA from Mizuhopecten yessoensis (Yesso scallop), 6377 nucleotides. RefSeq names its product neurogenic locus notch homolog protein 1-like. Gene Ontology annotation, cellular component: cell surface; extracellular region. The coding region runs from base 733 to 2361 and encodes 542 amino acids. The record is from RefSeq and is a predicted model, not a curated record. The transcript is spliced from 11 exons. Gene Ontology annotation, biological process: anatomical structure development. Lineage: Eukaryota; Metazoa; Mollusca; Bivalvia; Pectinida; Pectinidae. Gene Ontology annotation, molecular function: signaling receptor binding.